Molecule: messenger RNA, 1008 nt
Organism: Chrysochloris asiatica (Cape golden mole)
Lineage: Eukaryota; Metazoa; Chordata; Mammalia; Afrosoricida; Chrysochloridae
Product: olfactory receptor 5L1-like
Exons: 2
Coding region: 1-1008 (335 amino acids)
Biological process (GO): sensory perception of smell; G protein-coupled receptor signaling pathway
Cellular component (GO): membrane
Molecular function (GO): olfactory receptor activity; odorant binding; G protein-coupled receptor activity
Source: RefSeq, a predicted model, not a curated record
AUGAAGGAAAAUGAAACAAGAGUUAACUUGCUUCCUAAACAUGAAAAAUAUUGGGAAAUUGGUCAGAAAAACUGUACUUUGGUGACAAAGUUCAUUCUCUUGGGAUUAUCAGAUAUCCCUGAGCUGAGAGUCUUCCUCUUCCUGGUUUUUCUUCUAAUCUAUGGUGUCACAGUGUUGGGCAACCUUGGCAUGAUUGUGUUGAUUAAGGUCAGCUCUCAACUACACACCCCCAUGUACUUUUUCCUUAGCCACUUAUCUUUUGUGGAUUUUUGCUAUUCUACCAUCAUUGUGCCAAAGAUGCUGGACAACAUCAUAAAUGAGGACAAAGCAAUUUCUUUCUUGGAAUGCAUGGUGCAAUUCUAUUUGUUUUGUUUUUAUGCAGUCACUGAGGUCAUCCUGCUGGCUGUGAUGGCCUAUGACCGCUUUGUGGCCAUCUGCAGCCCACUCUUGUACAUGGUCAUCAUGUCCCAGAAGCUCUGUGUGGGGCUGGUGUCUGGCUGCUACCUAUGUGCAACUGUGUGUUCUCUCAUUCACAUGUGUUUAGCUCUGGAGAUCCCAACCUACCGUUCAAAUGUGAUCAACCACUUCUUCUGUGAUCUACCCCCUCUUUUAUCUCUUGCCUGCUCUGAUGUCUCUGUGAAUGAGCUGCUGCUGUAUGUUGUGGCCUCUUUCAAUGAGAUCAGCUCCAUUGUGGUUAUCCUCACCUCUUACUUGUUUAUUCUCAUCACCAUCCUGAGGAUGCGCUCUGCAGAGGGAAGGCGCAAAGCAUUUUCUACCUGUGCUUCCCACCUCACAGCCAUCAUUGUCUUUCAUGGAACAAUCCUUUUUAUUUAUUGUCGACCCAGCUCUGGCAACAGUUGGGACACAGACAAAGUGGCCACAGUAUUCUACACUGUGGUAAUUCCCAUGCUGAACCCCCUGAUAUAUAGCCUGAGGAACAAAGAUGUGAAAGAAGCUCUCAGGAAAGUGAUGAGAUUUAACUUGUUUUCUGACGGCUCAUGUUCUUAG